Molecule: messenger RNA, 291 nt
Organism: Phytomonas sp. EM1
Lineage: Eukaryota; Euglenozoa; Kinetoplastea; Trypanosomatida; Trypanosomatidae
Source: the annotation of a GenBank genome assembly
AUGUUUACCAGUUUUCCUCAAAUUUCACUCGACUUCUUUCUUGCCUCCGCACUUCCUCUCACCUAUCUUCUUAACUACCGCCUUUUCACUGCAGAAGCUAUAGCGAAGAAGCCUACACUGGAGGAUAAAAGUCCCCUUCUUAUUUUUUCUCUCAUUCAUAAAAAGAAUCUGACGUUUUCUUGUUUUGGUUUUGAUUUCCAACCCCUUUUUUUCUUUGUGUUUGCUUGGCUUUUUUCCCUUAAAAAUACUAGAAUAUUAUCGACUUUCUAUAGGAUAUCUCUCUAUAUAUAA